UGUAAUGUUAUCAUCGGGUAUAAUCGAGCAGCUGUGGUGAUUGACGACUACUUAACUAUCGAUGGCUGAGGGAAAAUCCUAUUAUGCAUGGAGGCAACUCUACCUCGGCAGUGUGGCAAAUGAGAGGAACACUUAAAAAACUCAAUCUACAGUUGUACGAACCACCAAGGUUGCACUGUCGACGAAUAUUCAUCGAACGCGGUAACCCGGGCACACUGUUUAGACCUGCCGACUGCAUCCGUUUGAUCCAGUCAUGGUAUCGGUAUAUGGUAUGGUCGUUCUACUUAAAUGCGAUAAAAAACAACAACAAACCUAGUGUUAAUACUUAAUAAUAAAAAUAAUAAUAAAAAAAAAAACAAAAUGGCAGUGGUGGCGUCAAUGCACUAUAGGUACAGUGUGAGUACUGUGUAAUAUAAGUGUGUGUGUGUGUGUGGUGUGGUUAAUGAGAGGCGGAAUUACGGGUCUUUGAAAACGUUUGUAGAAAACAAAUAAUAACGUGACGAAAACACAGUCUAUGUGUGUAUAUAACUAAACUGUAAACGAAGGUGACGGUGAAUUCGGGAAUCGGCCAACGGUGUGUGCGUUGCAUCAGCCACAUUACUGUGUACGAUUUAUGUGUGUGCGUGCACUGAGUACGGACUUCGGGGCCACUACGCAGCAGCAGCGGUAGAUUAGUAGAUACGUCGUUCGCACAGCCAGAAAAAAUUACUGAUACACACCGACACACGUAUAUACAUAUUAUGUAUAAUAGUUUUCAUACAUUAUAAUAAUAUAAAAAUUAUUGAAAAAUCGACUGGGACGACAACGGAUUUUUUAGUAUUGUUCACACCUAAUCAUUGUUGUUUUUUAUUAUUAUUUUUAUUAUAUUAUUGUUUCGCCUGGCCGACCGGGGCGCAUGUUUUUCGCCGCGACGUUUGCCUAACCCAAUUGAAUUUUCGUUAUUGCCAAGAGUACAACACCCCGACCGGGACUGGAAAACAACACACGCUGUAAACAUGAAUUCGAUACUUUCACGUCGUUCGUCGACUAGAUGAUUUAAAAGAAAAUACUGGGUGUUAUCACAAACUAUGGCAGACGUGUUGCAGUCUCUUUGUAAUCCUCUGCCGUUGUCAUCAAGUCAAUCGUCCAUAGUAAAAGAAGGAUGGUUGUUUAAGCGAGGUGAACACAUAAAAAAUUGGAGGUCCAGAUAUUUUAUACUGUUUGCUGAUGGUUCGUUAAUGGGCUACAGAAAUAAGCCCGAAAGUCCCAUGACCGAACCUCUUAACAAUUUUACGGUCAAGAGAUGUCAAAUCAUGAGUGUAGAUCGUCCCAAACCUUACACGUUUACUAUACGAGGGCUUCAAUGGACAACUGUUAUUGAACGAACGUUCCAUGUAUCAUCCGAAAAAGAAAGAGAAGAAUGGAUGACUGCUAUUAAAGGUGUGUCUGAACGUUUGUCUGAUGUUGAUGAAGUAGAAAUGGAAGGUGUCUCGCAUUCAACAAGUAUGUCAAGCACAAUGUCUGGACCUAGUUCAGAUGAUUUCAGUGCCAAAUUUUCCGUUCAAGGAACAUCUUCCAGUAAAUCUACUGGUAAACGAAAAGUUACGCUUGAGAAUUUUGAGUUUCUUAAAGUGCUUGGAAAAGGCACGUUUGGUAAAGUGAUUUUGUGCCGUGAAAAGGCCACUGGUCAUUUAUAUGCCAUUAAAAUACUCAAAAAAGAAGUAAUAAUUCAAAAAGACGAAGUUGCUCACACACUAACUGAAAACAGGGUUCUCCGCACCACUAGUCAUCCUUUUUUAAUUUCAUUAAAAUAUUCCUUUCAAACGGCGGAUCGGUUAUGUUUUGUUAUGGAAUAUGUAAACGGAGGAGAAUUGUUCUUCCAUUUGUCGAGGGAACGUGUGUUUACUGAAGAUAGAACUCGUUUUUAUGGCGCUGAAAUUAUAUCUGCCCUUGGAUAUUUACAUUCUCAAGGAAUUAUCUACAGGGAUUUAAAACUCGAAAAUUUACUAUUAGAUAAAGAUGGUCAUAUAAAAAUAGCUGAUUUUGGGUUGUGUAAAGAAGACAUCACUUAUGGGUCUACAACAAAAACAUUCUGUGGUACACCCGAAUAUUUGGCUCCUGAAGUGCUAGAAGAUUUAGAUUACGGAAGAGCUGUUGAUUGGUGGGGUAUCGGAGUAGUCAUGUACGAAAUGAUGUGUGGUCGAUUACCAUUUUACAACAAAGAUCAUGACAAACUAUUUGCCCUAAUUUUGAUGGAAUCUGUUCGAUUUCCAAGAGGUCUUUCUGCCGCUGCUAAAAGUCUAUUAACUGGUCUUUUGAUCAAAGAUCCUAAAAAACGAUUAGGUGGUGGUCCUGACGAUGCACAAGAAAUCAUGACUCAUGUAUUCUUUAGUAGUAUUAACUGGCUGGAUCUGGAACAGAAAAAGAUUCCCCCACCAUUCCAACCUCAAGUAUCAUCAGAUACGGACACAAGGUACUUUGACUCUGAAUUUACGGGAGAGUCAGUUGAGCUUACACCGCCUGACCUAUCGUCACAUCAUCUUAAUAGUAUUGCAGAAGAAAUGGAACAAUUGCAACCAUAUUUCCCACAAUUUAGUUAUCAAGAUUUAGCCGGGUCUAUAUCAAUUAGUGCCAGUUCGUGUUUCAGUCAUACGUGAACAAAAAAAAAAAAAAAAAACAUUAAAAAAUGUAAGUGAUUCCAUAAUUGCUUAACAAUUUAUUAAUUAAUUUACAACAAAUAAUAAUUUGACAAAAUCUUUUUUUUUGACAAUAGGCUAUUUUUUUUUUGUAAAUAAAUUAUAAUAAUUAUACAAUGUUUUGAACUAGUGAAUUUUUUUGAACGUUGGUCAAAUACUUAUUGAAACUUAAAACACAGAGUCACACGUGUAUGAUCGUUCAGUAUUUAUUAAUUUUUCAAAAAAACAUUUUUCUGUAUGUAGUCAUUUAUAAUUAUUGCUGUUUCUCUUUUUUUAUCUUUAUUGUUGAAAGUGUUAUUUUUGUGUACAUAUUGUUGAAAAAUUGUUCUAAAUACUUUUACAGGCCUCCCUUAUGUACAGGAUAUAUUUUUAUCCUUGAAUAAUGUAUAUGUUAAUCUAAAAUAAUUUAUUUUACUUCUACUUGUUUUAGAGAUUUUUGAUAAGAUAUUAUUUACAUUAACUGUUUACCCUUAACUUUACAUCAUAGCAAGUUAUAGAGAUUGUUAUAUAUUGGGCUGUAAUGGGAGUGUGAUUGGGAAAAUGUUUGAUAGGAAUUUUGUAUUCAUAUGGUAAUUGUAUUCUAAAUAUAUUAUAAAAAAAAGAGCUUUGAGUACAAGUUUUUUAACUAUAUACGUUUUGAAUUAUAUUUUGUAAUGUAGCCAUGAUGCAUUGUGUGACUAAUUAUUGAUUAUCAUUAUUUAACGAAGCCACCAUACAAACGUCCUACUUCAAAUUGAAAUUAUUGUCACUCAUUAAAUUGUAUUAUAUUGUAUUUGUAUGUAUUUGUGUAAUAUUAAGAGAACAAAUUUAUAAAUUGCACAAA
Adelges cooleyi (spruce gall adelgid) is the source of this 3498-nucleotide messenger RNA. It is a transcript of the gene Akt, whose product is annotated as RAC serine/threonine-protein kinase. The transcript has 9 exons. Gene Ontology annotation, biological process: protein phosphorylation. The record is from RefSeq and is a predicted model, not a curated record. NCBI's taxonomy places the organism in Eukaryota, Metazoa, Arthropoda, Insecta, Hemiptera, Adelgidae. Gene Ontology annotation, molecular function: ATP binding; protein serine/threonine kinase activity. Bases 1068 to 2636 code for a protein of 522 amino acids.